AUGUUGUUAUUUCUUGGCUUGGUUUUAGAGGAAGAGUUUAUCAUUAACUCUAUUCGCAUGAAAGGUUUUAUGUUUAAUAUUGUGGAUGAUUUGCGCAUCUUGAAUUAUUUCAAAGUGCAACAUAGAGUGUGCAAGAAUUCCACGCCUGUUGAGAUCUCUUGGUCUCCUUCAGAACUUGGUGAAAUUAUGAUUUGUUGUGAUGGUGCUUCACUUGGCAAUCAAAGCCAAGCUGGUGCAAGUGUUAGCUUCAAAGAUUCUAACUCACGAGUACUUGGUGCCUUGUGUGUUGGCCUUGGCUGGCAAACCAAUUUUUAUGCUGAAGUUUGUGCUAUUAUCUAUGGCAUAAUCUUGGCAAAGAUAUUUAACGUCAAGAAGAUUUAUGUACACUCUGACUCAAUGAGCUGCAUUCAAGCUUUGCAAAAGGGUGAGUUACAUUGGCAGCUAACUCCGAAGUGGAAGAUGGCGUAUGCUUUUUAUAACAAUGUUCGUUAUGUUCAUAGUUAUAGGGAAGCUAAUUUUACAACAGAUGCCUUGGCCAAACAAGCAUAUUUAUUGGUUGAGGAUAGUUAUGAAUUUUAUGAGGGUAGGCGAAUGUUCAUUCUUGCUGUAGAAUGGCUUGGCGAGGUUUAUUAUCGUUUCAAAUAA
Messenger RNA from Papaver somniferum (opium poppy), 645 nucleotides. RefSeq lists its product as uncharacterized. NCBI's taxonomy places the organism in Eukaryota, Viridiplantae, Streptophyta, Magnoliopsida, Ranunculales, Papaveraceae. The coding region runs from base 1 to 645 and encodes 214 amino acids. Gene Ontology annotation, molecular function: nucleic acid binding; RNA-DNA hybrid ribonuclease activity. The record is from RefSeq and is a predicted model, not a curated record. The transcript has a single exon.